This is a messenger RNA of Acromyrmex echinatior (Panamanian leafcutter ant), 1511 nucleotides long. Its product is annotated as glutathione S-transferase 1-1. The record is from RefSeq and is a predicted model, not a curated record. Lineage: Eukaryota; Metazoa; Arthropoda; Insecta; Hymenoptera; Formicidae. Gene Ontology annotation, molecular function: glutathione transferase activity. Gene Ontology annotation, biological process: glutathione metabolic process.
CUCAGACAAGCAAGUUGGUUACACAGUCUAAUCUUGCUACGUCUCUAGAGAAUACAAUCUGCUGAUUUCAAGAUGCCUGAUCUUUACCAACUUGCUGGAAGUCCGCCAUGUCGGGCCGUGCUCUUGACGGCGGCAGCCUUAGAAGUGGAUUUAAAUUUGAAAAAGGUGGAUAUCGCUACCGGCGAACACCUAAAAUCUGAAUUUAUUAAGAUGAACCCACAACAUACAAUACCUACAUUGGAUGACGGCGGCUUUUAUUUAUGUGAAAGUCGUGCGAUUAUGACUUACUUAGCCAAUCAAUAUGACAAAAAAGAUUCUCUUUAUCCAAAAGAUCCAAAAAAACGAGCUUUGGUUGAUCAGAGAUUAUUCUUCGACUUGGGAACGCUGUAUAAAUCAUUCUCCGAUUAUUAUUAUUCGAUAAUGUUCACCGGCGCCACUCCACAAAAAGCAACAUACGCUAAGAUGAACGAAGCCUUGACUUUCUUGAAUAAAUUUCUAGAAGGAGAAAAUUAUGUAGCGGGAAAAACUCUAACUCUCGCUGAUCUUGCCUUGGUCGUCACUGUUUCUAAUUUUAAGCUUAUGGACUAUGAUUUGAGUAAAUAUAGCAAUAUUCUGAAAUGGUAUUCUAAGAUCCAAGCCGAAGCUCCUAAAUACAAUGAAAUCGAAAGUGUCGGUAUGAAGGUGUUCGCUGAUUUCGCCGAACCCUUUAAAAAAAAAUUCUUGUUUGAAACAAACAAGACUACUAGUAAGUAUGGAGAAUUCUCAAUGAUAAUUAAUCUCACUCUUGCAUGUGUGCAAUACAGAACUAUUCCUUGUUACACAGUCACUUCGCGAACUAUUUAUAUAGCUCCGACAAACAAGUUGAUUAGACAGUCUGUCAUAAUCUCGCUACGCAUCUCCAGACAAUCUGCAGAUUUCAAGAUGCCCAUCGAUCUUUACCAACUUACCGGAAGUCCGCCAUGUCGGGCCGUUCUCUUAACAGCGGCAGCUGUAGGAGUUGAUUUAAAUGUGAAAAAUGUGGAUCUCUCUGCCGGCGAACACCUAAAAUCCGAAUUUAUUAAGGUGAACCCACAACAUACAGUACCUACAUUGGACGAUGAUGGCUUAUAUUUGUGUGAAAGCCGCGCAAUUAUGACUUAUCUAGUUAAUCAAUACGGCAAGAACGAUUCUCUGUACCCAAAUGAUCCGAAAAAACGAGCUAUGGUGGACCAAAAACUUUACUUCGAUAUGGGAACUCUAUAUCGAUCGUUCGCUGAUUAUUACUAUCCAAUAAUUUUCACCGGCAUCACUCCGGAGCAAGCAAAAUAUGAUAAACUGCACGAAGCCUUGUCUCUCUUGGAUAAAUUCCUGGAAGGGGAAAAUUAUGUAGCAGGAAAAACUCUAACUCUCGCUGAUAUUACCUUGGUCGUCUCCGUUUCUAAUUUUCCGGUAGGAAAAUAUAGUUUUAUACAACACUACUUAUUCAUUAAAACAUUUAUUAAAUCGAUAAAAUAGCGUAGGGAAAAAACACG